CCUACUUAUUAUUGACGCUAACGUGGGAAACAUUAUAUAUACAUACAGUCAGCGUCAAAAGAAAGUGUACACCCUUUUCUCAUACAAUUAUGUAUAUAUUAUAUAUAUUAUUUCGACAAUGGGUAGGAAAACAUUACCUGAUAGAGAUAAAUUUUAAGUAGGAAGGAAAACCUUUACGUGAAAUUGCUUCAAUAAUUGGAAGAAGUCAUAAUGCAGUAAAAAAAAUCAUUGAUAAGCAAAAAAUGUUUGGUGAAAUAGAAGAUCGACUACGUUCGGGUAGACCAAAACGGAUUAAUAAUACUAAAAUACGGUCAGUUGUGAGAGCUGCGAAGAUAGAUCCAAUUGUGUGUGUCGUCAAAUUAUCGGAAGAAAUGUUCAGAAUAUCCGGACUGAAUUGAAUGUUAGUGCUAGCACUAUCAGACAAGCAUUGCAUUCUAAUGGCCUGUAUGGGCAGGUACCGAUGAAAAAACCUCUUAUCUCGACGCCGAAGCAAAAGCGGCGAUUGGAAUUUGCGGAAAAAUAUAAAAUUAAGGGCAAAUCGUUUUGGAAUAAAGUCAUUUUUUCUGACGAAAGCAGUAUUUCGCCGGAAGUAGUGUCCAACUUAGUGGAAUCAAUGCCAAGUAGGUUGGAAGCAGUUAUCAGUUCAAAGGGAAGACAGACGAAGUAUUAGCUUAUGAAUUUCUUAAUUAUUCCCAAAAUGGUCACUUUUUUGACGCAUAAAAUAUUGAGUAUAUUUGGUUUUGUAUGUGUUGUUUUUGUUCUUAUAGAAUUAUCUUUGGAUUGUUGCUAAUUUCUUGUAAGAACAAUAUUUCAACAUUUAUAAAUAAUAAAUGAUUCAAAAAAUUCUAAUUUUUUUACACCGAAAUAAAGAGUGAAAUGUAUGAUGAAAAAGGGUACACUUUCUUUUAGCGUUGACUGUACUUAUAACGCUUUGCAAUAAUCCUCCAUCAUUUAGUGUACGUAAAAUGAAACAAUCGGCCUAUUUGAUAUUUUCUUAAGAAACUCUCACUAUUUUCGAAAGUUACUAUAGUAACUUAGACACUAGAAUGUGUUUCCAAAUCGUCUGAUAACUCUAAGGAUUUCUAAUAUGAAUAUACUUACAAAUAUGUGUAUACAAACAUACCGUAUAUUUAUACAUGCACUACUUCCCGAACUCAUUUCUAUAUACAUACGAGUCACAAAGUCAAAAGAAUACCAUCCACUUACCCUCCAUUUCCUACUUAUUUACAAUACUUUAUUUUCUUUCUUUUCAUACUACGUUCUACCGCCGCUUUGUCUAGUUGGUUUUCUUUCACAGUUAUGUGUAGCGAAUAUUAAAUGAAUUGGUCACUUUAGAUAUACGUUUUUUAUAUUAACUAAAAAAAAAUAAAAAUGGCUGAUUUUGAUAUAAAAUUUAAGGAAAUGCAGAAAUAUCUGCCAUUUCUACAAAAUGUCAUCGAAAAACUGCGAAGCAGCUCUGAACAAAAUGAUGAUAAUCCGCGCAAGGCGCAAUUAAAAAAAAUGGAGGUGCUGUACGAUCUACUAAAGAGUAAUGGAAAAAAGUUAAAAAUGGAGACGUUACUAAAAUGUGAAGGAUUAUUAAUUAAACUGCAUAGCAAAAUGGAGAGGAUACCGUUUUUGCAGAGUGAAAAUGAUACUUCCAAACCAACAAAUCAAACUUCCAACUUAAACAACACAACAAAAACAAUGUCUAAUAAUGAAGUGCCAAGUAAAACGAAAGUAAAUGAGACUAGUGUUGAAAUCGUUGAUAUAACAGGACCAGAGAGUCCACCACCGCAACCGUUGGAGGAAGUGCCACCGGUAGAGAUACCAAUAGAGCGGCGUGGUUCACCUGUUGAUGAAAUUAAAUCAAGAAAUUCAGAACAACGUGAUAAACACAAGCAUAGUUCGAAACAUGAACGACAUCAACAUCAACAUCAACAUCAAUAUAACCAUCAUCAUCAUCCUCAUCCUCAUCCUCAUCAGAGUACGCAGCAGCAGCCGCAUAAUAAAAUGCAUUAUGAACGCCAUCAAAGUCAACACAAUUCACGUGAACGACAUCAACAACAAAAUAUAAAUCAAAAUAGACCAGGUGAUAGAAGCAGAGAUCAAUCGCAUGAUUCUCUAAAUGUUUUCAUGAUGCGUAAUGUGAGCAUGAGCAAUACGAAUGAUGAUAAGCAACCGGUUAAUCGUGAUCCACGCGCCUCUCAAGCAGACAUUUACUCACCUGAAGAAAGUUGGGACGAUAUAGAAAGUAGUCAGCCGUCAAGCAGUAACUCAAAUCGCGCAACGAUUUCAGCUAGUCCUGCUUCGCCUCCUACUAUUGAAGAUCGCACUUUUCACGAUACCAUUUUCAAUUUCAAGAAGAAAUUGACGAAAUCAAAUGAAAUGUUUUCACGUGUACGUACUCCUGCACAGCCUGCCACGCCUACCAACAGAGCUGCGCCGCCCAUUUCCAUACCUGUUAAAGUGCCUACAAUACCGGAUGUGUUGAAAAGUCCACCAUUGUCGGCUAGUGAUAUCUCAGACUUAUUAAAUGAUACUGACAGUGGUAAGAGCGUGCCAAGUAUCUCAGAAAUCGGUACCCGUCGUUCAGUAAAAAGCACAACCAAUAAUACGCCUGGCCCUAUAUCACCCGCAGAAGCAGCAUCACUUGAUAAAGCGCGCAAAAAGUUUGCGAUUGUUACACAAAACUCUCCACAGCUACGAGGUAGUCCGGACACACUUAAAUCACCCCUAACAAGCACGCCCAAAGAUUUGCGUCCAUCAUCAUCAUCACCUUUACCUAAUGAACGCAUAGCUUUAAAAUAUAAUCCGCACCCGCGUACGGAACGAAACGUAAAACCACACAAUAGUAAUAGUAAUAACACACAACCUACACAAAUUGCUGAUCCACGCUUAAAUUUAAACCGUCUGAAUAGUAUCACAAAUAAACCCGCUGUGCCGAGCACGGUGCCACAAGAUCCCAGAUUGCGAAAAGUUACACCCACAACUGUUUCGCCAAGUUGGAAUCAGCAACCGAAAACAGAGUUACAAAAGCCCGUUUCCACGACAGCAUCUAAAUCAUCUGUGAAGACAUCACAUAUACCUAGUUUAUUAGAGGUUAAGGUGAUAGAUCCACGUACUUUGCAAAAUGCCGGGUUUUCCAAUACGCCAAUGGUUUCGGCACAACAAAUGCUAAACAAAAUGCCAACAAAUCAAUCACAAGUGGGAAUAUUUUCGCGAAGAAACUAUCCAGCGAAAGUAGCUGUACCCCCAGCCUAUGGCGGUGUGCCAGCACCACCAGCACCACCACCACCUACAGUACAAAGAAGUAAAAGUGGGUACAGCAGUGAAGAAAACUGGGACUCCGAACCGGAUGAGCCAGUGGCACCCAAAGUUAUACAGCAAGCAGCUCAAUCUUCCUUUGCCCGACCCUUUUUAGAUACAGCUACAAGAAAAGAUACUCCGUUAGAAACUAGUUUUCGACCUACAAAGCCUCCACUACUACCUACACCAAAAUUUGGGCGUCCAAACAGUGGUAUGGGUAUACCACCAACGCAUGUAAAGGCACCACAUUUCCAACAAAUGCCCAAAAGUGCACCUCAAAAUCCCAAUCACUGUAAAUUUAGCGCCGUACUUAAUGAUAAAACCGAGCGUUCGAAAUAUUUCGAAUCGAAAAAGCAGAAGAAGAGUGAGCCGCGUACAUAUAUGGAAUAUAAGCAAGCUAAAGCGCGUGCUGCAGCAGAAGAGGCGGCUAGAAAAGCCGCCGAAGAGAAAGCUAAGGGUACAGCUGAAACUAGUAAGGAUAUUGGUGAAGUGAGUGACGUGGAUAAUUCUGUAUUAGCUAAGCUCGCAGAACACCCGCCGGUAACUUCGACAUUAGAUAAAUUAUAUCGAAGCACCGACUUUAGUGGCUGUGAAUUCCCCAAAGCUAAAACAAGUUUUAAAAUACCAAGAAAAGUUACUGAAAAAGCGGUUGAGGAAAACGAGCCCGCGCCAAAGGCUGUUACCGCUGAUGAUGUUGAGAAAACAGAAAAUGCUAAAGUAAACAAAAAUGAGGAACUACUUGAAGAGAAAUCUCAAAAAGACCUUAAAAAGCCUGCAACCAUGGAUAAAAACAAAACGUUAGAUAAACAAUUGCCAAACGAAAAUGAAAAGAAGAAGAACGAUGAUAAGGUGCAAGUACCAAAGAAAGCACAAGAGCUUACUACCGAGAAGAAAGAAACCACCAAAUCAAUUAACAAAGACAGUGCGAAAAAAGAAUGUCAAGAAACAAACAACAAGAAAAGCUCCGACAAUGAGAAGAAAAAGAUCUUAAACAAAACACAAGCUGGCAAUAAACGUAGCUUGCCGGUUAAAACAAAAGCAGGAAAAGAGCUCGAAACUGAGCACAAGCCAACACAGAAUAAGCCUGCAACUGUCGCUUCAACCAUUGACAUGAAUCCAACCCUGGAUAGUGAAGCAAAUUCAGCUCCCAGUACCGCGGCAGCAAGCGUUACAGUUGAGACUGAAAAAACGGCAGCAACUCCAGCUGGGGUUGAAGCCAAACCUGUAGUUGAAGCUCAAGCAGCCGUCGCUGCAGACGCAAAAGACAAAGCCUCUGUUGAGAGCGUAGUGCAAAAGUCGGUUACCAUAUGUGCGGGAGAAACAGACAAUAAUGAAGUAAAAGAGAGCGAGAAGGAAGCUACAACAAAGUCAGAUUUUUUAAAGGAGUUGGCAAAUAUUGGUAAACCCGCGCGUAUUUUAAAACGGCGUAAUACCAUGAUGGUACGCGGUAGUUUACCGGAAAUUGAUAGAGAAAAAAUCUUUCCAAAACAAUCUUUGGUAUACGAAGAUAUACAAGGCGCCAAAGAAGCGGAACGGCGUAAACAGCUCGAUGCGCAAUUGCCGAAAAUGAAUAAGUGUCUGGCAGAGAUUUUUCAAAAAACCGAUGAUAACUGCAAGGUCUCUACGCAGAAUAUUAUAACCGGUAAACGACGCACACGCACCAAUGUAAACUUCAAUGAAGUACAGCGCUCGCUGGAGAUAUUUCAACGCAAGCGCCGUAGUAAACCGUUAAAGCAGCCAGCGGAGAAACCGUCACCAAGUACAAGUAAAGCCACACCAAAGGGUAGAAAAGCAGCCGAAGGAAAGUUGGCGAAGAAUGAGACAAGCAGUGAUAAUGUGAGUGAACAAGCUACAAGUGAAGUGGUUACAGAGCAAGUGCCUGUAGUGAAGAUAGAAAAGGCAACAAAGCGCAAAAGAGGUAGGAAAAUAAAGAGUGAACCAGGGGCGGAAGAAGUAGAGACCACCAAAGAAGCAAUCGACAAAGAUGAGGAAAAUACUGCAACAGAAAAGAAAACUAACGAUACAGACGCAACUGAACCAGCAAACGUGACAACAGCACCAACAGGCACAGCAGUAGCAGCCACAGCAGCAGUAAAGGAAAAAUCGCCUAAGCCUGGCGCCAAAAGUGACGCCCUAACCGAUGAUGAUGCGCAAAAGAGACAGCUGCUGGAGAGCUUUGUGCAGGAUAUACUCAAUCCCAAAAAGGACAAAGCACAAAUUUUCAGUCUACUAUCGCUUAUACUUAGUGAAGAUAAUCUGAAAAUCGUAAAAGAGAUAGUUGAAAAUACAGUCGAAAAGAAUGCUAAACAAACUGAAGAGACAAACGAUGAAACGAUUGAAAAUGAAAGCGUCACAUCGGCCAACGCUGACACAAGUAAAAUGAACACAUCCGAUGAAAAGAGUGAAGGUGAAACAUUGCCAAACGUCAUCGCCACGACACCACGCACGGGCAGAGGCAAAAAGAAAAAGAAUGAAUUGGAUCGUCUAAAUGAGGACAUACGCACCAUGUUCAUCAGUCAGGGUGUGUUAACGGCGACCGGCCGACGCAUGUGUACGCUGGUUGCGGCAGCCGAACAAGCAAAUAACACGAACACGAACAGUGGCAGUGACGCGCAACUCGUACAAACGGCGGCAGCGGAACCGGUUGAGGUGAAAACGACGCUGUCAAACGCAGAAGCGCAAAAGGCCACGCCAGCAUUACUACCACGUAUACGUAAAUCAAAAGUCGUCCUGGAGCCAAUAAAUAUACGAGAAUUUCAAAAACCCUUCGAACCAAACGAUGAAGCCUGUGAUAGUGAUGUAAAUAAUGAUGAGGUUAAGUCUGAAAUGUCACCAACACGUAAAAUGCCAAUACUCAAGCCGCAUACACCCAUAAAACAAUCGGAAGUCGAAGAUGACUCUAUCGAUGAAUUAGCUGAGGCGAGUAAGCCAAAGAACAUUAAAUUAGACAUCAAAGUGAAACGAUCCAAACCUGGACCGAAAUGUAGUAAAAAACAUCAGAUUGACACCGUAUCAUCAGACGAUGAUGCAGUUGAUGAUGAGCCAAAUGUUGACCUAAAACCAACCACAAGCGUUGCCACUGUGAAAGAACCCGACGUAUUGAAAAAUACCAAUAAAGAAUGGCACUCACAGUCCAAGUGGGUUAGAUGGUGUGUUUUGUGCGAUAAGAAAAUUUCUUCAUCCACCCACUAUGUACGUUACCAUGGUGAAUUCUAUGCGUCACGCUUAACGCCGGACAUAUUGGAAAAACUGAAAGAGGGCAAAAUAUCCAAACCCUACUUUGGCGUGUUGCAAAAGAAAAUGGUAUAUUGGUCAUAUCGUUGUCCAUUUUGUCUACAACUUAAUCGCACAACGCAGCCCAGCUGGGUGGAGCAUUUAAUUACGCACACUGGUGAAUAUAAUUUUCAAUGUAGUAAUUGUCAUCGUCCUAGUUCGAAGGGGCAUCAACUUGAGAAUCACAUAAAAAAGGAAUGUAAUGGUGCGACUGCAGUGCGUAAGCAUACGAUACCAACUGGUCCGGUGUUGCGUGCACAUGUUUGUCAUCUCUGCGAUUUCAUACAGCUAACUAGACAAGGUAUCGACAUGCAUCUCAUGAAACAGCAUGGUAUUCCGAAUUUGAAAGCCGCCAAACUGGGUUACACAAUAGAUCUCUUGGAUACAAGAGAUGUUGAGAUGGUUGAUUGCGUGAAAGCGUUAGAAUGGGAAAUGCGUAUUAAGAAUGAAGGUUUGGAAAGCAUAGUCAUGGCGAGCAAUGAAAACACCGAUUCCUCACUUGUAGAUGUCACGAAGCAGGGCAACAACAUUUCAACAACAGCCGGUGCCAACGAUGAAAGCAUGGACAGUGAUGAUUUGCCGAUUGCAAAAACUGCUGUGCAAUUGACGCCAAGUACGAAAGCUCAAAAAGCGGCUUUGGAGAAGGCAUCAAAUUCGAAUAUAUUCGUGCCCACGCGUGACACGAACGAUUCGCCUACUAUGAAUAACUUCGCGCAAAGCUUAUUCACAAGUGAGCAACCAGAAAUUGCAAUCAGUAGCGCUGGUACGACAGGCAGCACUGGUGUCGUAUCGAUAGCCGAACGUUUGUGUCAAAAAUUCAAGAAUAUACAAAAGAGCAAGAACAACAUGCCGAGCGAGGUGCCAGCGAUUGUAGAAAGCACUAAAGCCACAGCACCCCUUGUGGUUGAGCAUGAAGUAGAAGCAGUUAAAACUGCAUCAAAUGAAAUAAACCAAAACACAAUGGGGGUUGUAGUUCCGGGAAGUGCCACAGUUACCGAUUUAUUGAAUACAUCAACAGAAACAGCACGCUUUACAAAUGCUGAUGAUAGCACAAGCACAAUGAGCUUGACGCAAGAAUCGGCCACGUCUAAAACCGUGCGUGCACACACUAACUCAUCCGCCGAGGAUGAUGACGACGAUUGGGAAGAUAUCGAAGUUACAGAAUCUGCGCCAGUCAAAGCAAUCGCAGCCAAUUCGACAGCCCCCAACAGCAAUAACAAAAAUAGUAAAACUAAAACUAAGAAUGUAUUGCAUAAGCUAAAUCGGCUUUAUGCCACGAACAAUAAGUUAAAGAAAAGUCUAUCCAUCACGAUCGGUAACAGAAAGAAAGAGGAGAGAAAGGAAUGUUCAGGUAAUAAGAGGGUGUCUAAAGAAAAAGUUGAUAAACCAGCUGUCGCUUCGUCAGCAACAACUGCAUCAGUCUCUGCAACUGCCUCAGAUACGGAGCCAACAGCAGUUACAUCUGUUGUGAAUAUUCCACCUAUAAACACAGUGGCACCUACAGCCACCGUUGAUACUCUACCAACGGUCGCAGUUUCGGGUUUGAUUGAAGCUCCACCCUUAGUCUUACUGCAACCGACCGCUACGACUUCUCCCGCAAUCGCUGCUACAUCACCAGCUCGAUUCACAGUUGCAUUGCCGGCAGCACUCACUGAGCCAGCACCCACCUCAGUUUCCGCACCAACAUUAAUUCCAACUGCAGAUUUCGAGCAAGAGAUAAUGCCUUUGGCAGCUGCGCUUCCAGAAUGUGUGGCACCAAAUCUUGGUUUUCGACCGCUGAUUACUAAUCUCGAUGAUUUAUUGCCCGAUUCACCGUGCAAUGAUCCAAUCGAGCUGGUGCCGGAGUUGACACCCAUGGAAUCGCUGCAAGAUCUCUGUGAUGUCUCAUCCAUACUCAAUUCCGAUUAUAUGUCGGACAAUUGGGUGUCGAAUAUAACGCCCAUUGAUUUAAAUAAUGAUAGCAGCCAACAGGCAAAUAUGCAAGAAGCUUUGGAUUUUGUUAAAGAGCAACAAAGUGUACAAAAUAGUAUUGUUACCUCGAAUAGUUCCACACUGGUCAUACCAUCGAUUCAACGCCUACAAAACAUCGGUUACUCCAAAUCAGCGGAUGAUAACACAUACAAAUUUUAUUGCCUCUCUAAGAAUUGUACAUUCCUCUAUUCGAGUGAGGUUAUCGGACUAGAUACUCAUUUUCGUAUCGAACAUGCGGAAAACACUUGGGAUGGUUAUUGUCACACUUGCAAAGCGAAGGUUGAUGGCAAAGAUGAUAUCGUGGAAACAAAGCUGCCACUAUCCGCCGAACUGAAUCAUAUGCGUUCAAAACAUUUGGCCACAAUAAGUGCCACUACUUUACCAGUUGUCGACGAGUUGAAACAACCCUCCAAAUCGAACUCACCCGCACUGGACGAGGAUAGACCACGCAUUAAGAUUAGACGCUUGACUGGUGAUUGUUUGUCCAGCACUCCAACGCCAACUUCAGCCCAAAACACAAAGUCGGUGCCGAUAUUUGAUGAAAAUGCUCAGCUUGUCGGAUUGGCACACGUAGAACCAUGCACCGUACCAACGGUUGCAACUUCGUUCCUGAACAAGAUAUCAGCAAGUGUUGAGCAGCCGAUUGAAAAUAGACAUUUCGAAAAUAUCGGCACGAAAGAGCCAUUUACAACCGUACCAAACGCCGUCACCUCCACGCAAACAUCAACAAUAACAACGACUCCAUGUCAAUUACAAAUAGCCAGUGUGGUUAGUUUACAAGACCAAAAUAAUCCGCAAGCAGUCACACCUGCUGUGCCCCUACCGGUAAUCUCAAAUGUGUGCAGCUUAAAUGCUCGUUCCGUGUCAUCGCCAAUCAGUAAUACCGGCGCACUUUGGGCCCAGCAUAUAGCCGAAGAGCGUGCGGAAUUGGAAUCUUCGGCAGCUGAUUCUCUAGAGGUAUCACGCAUACUUUCCAAUGCAAGUAAAACUGCAACGCCAUUGCGAAGUAAAGACGUCCCUGCAACCAAAGCUAGUGUGAGUGAAUCACCUGAACCAGAAGUUGUUGCCGAAACUGUAGCUAUGGCACAAGCCACUUCUGGUAAUUUCCUCAUAACCCAAACAAUGUCGGCACAAUACGAAGAGGGUCGUCUAGGUUUCAAUAUAUCGAUUGCGAACAAUCCAACAGCACGUUUAAGUCGUUCGGAUUCGAGCAGCAGUGCGAGCACUUCAUCCGCUGCAUUGUCUACGGUGCCACAAUUCAAAUGCAUGGCAAAUGGUUGUAAAUACCAGACGCGUCUGCCGGUAGCCAUGGGCGAUCAUUUGCGCUUUCAUGAUCGUCAAAAUUUCAGCGCACAACGUGAAUAUCUACGCUGCUCUUUGUGUUCAUAUCUAGCUAAGGAUUUAGAUGAUCUCAUGCAGCACACCGAUAAAGAGCAUGGACUACUGAUGGGUAAUGAUCCGGAUAUAGAUGCGAUCAGGGACAUACUACGUAGCACAGACAGCAAUGGUAGUUCAGUCGGAAAUAAUGUUGGGGAAGAGACGGUUCUGUCAUUUACGCCAGAAACAUGGGAGACCGCUUUGAAGGAGCUCGUCACACCAACUGGUGUACCAGACGCAAAACUUUUCCGCUGUACCAUUGAGGAUUGCAAAACCAAAUUAACCGAGGCCAGUUACUACUCACAUGUUGUUUAUCAUUUAUCCACACUUGGCCACACUAAUGUUAACACCCAUGUUUAUAAGUGUCCCCAUUGUAAGAGUAGCUUUAAUAAGCCGCAAAAGAUUAAGGCACAUAUAAAAACACAUGGUAUACAUAAAUAUUUCUGUUAUGUGUGUACGGUUACCACAGUUAAUCUCGAUCAAAUGUACAAGCAUUACGAGCAACAUUGGCGUGGUAAAAAGUUGCGUAACACAGCGUUGCCAACUAAAGCAAUAGAUAAGAAAAACUGGAAUUUCCAUGUGGUGCACACAACUGUACUUACUAAAUAUGAAAUCGAUCAAUUUCGUGAAAAAUUAGUCGAUAAAUGGAAGAAUAAAAAAUCAAGUUUACGCACACAUUUCAAACCGAGUGAAAUCACACUAUUGCCAUUGACGCCAAUUUUUGCGAAAGAUUUAAAUUGUGCCGUUUGUCCGUAUAAAACAAAGGUACGCACAAAUUUAAUGCGUCAUCUGCAAAUGCACACCGAUGAUAAUAAUGGUGGCGGUAUACAGCAUGUAGCUAAUGUCGAUCCAAUUAAUCCAGUGCCAUGUUUAAAUUCAAGUGAGAAACAUUUUGAUAAAAUGACCAAUUUAGCUUCAUCCUCAUUGGUUGUGGCUAGUACUUCGGCAAAUGCGACAAAUACAGCAAAUGGCGGUAGCAAUACGAACGGUAAAGGUGGUAAAUUACCAUACGAUUAUGUGCCCGAUACGAAACGUUAUACAUGUGGCGUCAACAAUUGUCAAUAUCUAACAAUAUCGGAUGACAUAUUUCGCCAUCACUUGAAUGCUCUACAUAGCGAUAUAUCAUUUUACAAUUGUCCACAUUGCAAAGAGGAGAUCUGUAAACGGAAUUUGUCAAUUGAGCGUGUACUAAAUCAUUUACGUUUUCAUGGACCAAAAUUGUAUCAAUGUGAAAUGUGUGGAUAUUUACAUUAUAUGAAAACCGUUGUCGAACGGCAUACACGACAACACGAUGUACAGCCGCCGCAAACAGUGAAGGUGACCGAGUACGAUCGUACCAAAGACAAUGCAGCAAAACAAAUCGAUAACAUUACUGCACCCACAUCGUCAGCUCAAUCAAUCGCUAAGCCAACGGAUACACAAAAAUUAAAAACUAAACAAAAAUGGGCGUGCAAUUUGUGCGGUCACAAAGCAAUGACACAACAGCAAAUAAUUGCUCAUGCAUUAUCACAACAUUCCUGUAAAAAUCAAUAUCAAUGUAUGCAUUGCACAUUCAAUGCAGCACAAUUAGUGCAAAUAAUGACGCAUAUUGAUGAGAAGCAUGCGGGUAAAAAGCGUGAAGCGCGUUAUGUAUAUACGAAAAUAGAAGGUGCAGAUGAUAGUAGUACGCCACUAAAUGAAAUUGAUACGCGUCCGCUGUGGAUGCGUGACGAUCCAAAACGUAUACGUCACAUUCGUGGUAUACUAAUGGAGGAUGAAGAGGAAUCGGAACGUUAUCGUAAACGUUUACGUUUAGAUGAUAAUGAUGAUGGGGUGGAGGAAAAUAGUGAAGGCGAUGAGAAUGUAAAUUUAAAUCUUUUCGGAUUUUUAUGCUACUAUUGUAAUGCACAAUUCACAAGCCAUGAGGAGCUGCGUGAACAACAUUGGCAGUCCGGGGCUUGUACGAAAUUUGAUGUGAAAAAACCUUUUCGAUUUCGUAUUUGCACACAACUCAAAUGUCCACAAUGCCUCUCAUUUGUAGGCAACAGUCUACAAUUGCUAGCACAUAUGAAGGAGUUGCACAAAUUCACAAGUUACAUGACUGCAGACCCGAAUGCAACCGCAGCUGGCUUAACCUGCGGUCACUGUGUAUAUCGCGGCCCAACAUUGAGGCAUCUAAUGCAACAUAGUAGCCGGGUGCAUCACAAACCUUUAGAUCUGAAGAGUAUAACACUUCCACAGUUGGAAAAAUUAAAAUCACUCGGUGCGCCUUUAUCUUAUGUACAAUGUCUCAGUUGUAUGGAAUUGUUUGCCAAUCGUGCCUGCUUCUAUGAUCACGCGCAGCAGCGUACCAAUGAGUGUACGACGAAAAUGCAGGAGAUAAGUAAUAAACUAAUAUAUGCCUGUUCCUUUUGUCCAUACAAGUCGCAACAGGAAAUGGCAGUGCUGCGACACAUGAUCGAUCAUUAUAGCGGAUUUAAACGUUGCUGCUUCUGCAAAGAGCCACAAACGACAUUUAAUGGUUACAUGCAACACUGUUACUCAGAUCAUCGCGAACAGAUUAAGAAUUUCUGUUCAAUCUAUACAAUUGUUGAUAUUAGUAAAUUUCUACAACAGCUUUUGUUAAUCUUUCCCAAUGGCUUGACACUUGACUUGUACAACUUACGUUUGACACCGAGUUUAAGAGAGUAUGGCAACAAGCAUAUCAAAUUGCUUUAUGAUGAAAUACAAAAGACGUCACAACAACCGCCAAUACCGCGCCUAUCACUCGGACGUUUGGUGGCGUUAAAAUUUAAUGAAGAAAAAAUGUCUGCAUCAAAUGGCGUAGAGAACGCAAUGACAACAACAACUGCAACAACGGCGUGCAAACAGGCCGCAUCCGCUUCAACAGCAGCUGCUUUACAGCUAGCAGGCAAUAGUGUCAAGCCACUGACACAAACAUCUGCCCCGCAAAGAAUUAUGAAACGACGCAUCACAAUUGCAAUGGGCAGAGAUGAUUCACCAAUGGCACGUUUCUCCAUGGAUGCUGCCAGCAGUGACUUAUUUAAUGGGAAAAAGCGUAAAACAUUGCGUCACAACUUUGACCAACUACCGCCGCCACCACCACGACUGGCUCCUCUUGGCAUUAGUACAGCUACGCAAAAUGUGAAUGUUAAUCCGCCUGCGCUGGUGGAUAACAUGACAGAUAGUGAGCCCUUAAGUGUUAGCGACAAUGAAGUAACGUCUGAACUGAAAGUGCCACCAUUUAGCUAUUAUGGUCAAACGCCAGUGCCAAUCGAUUUGAGUAAAGUAUUCAUUAAGAUUGCCGCCGGAGACGCGGUGGAGACGCGUGUCAAUAUAUCUAAAUUCAAGUUGCUUUACAACAUAACGCCACGUGUGUUGGUGACGCCAACCGAUAUGACAAAUUAUCGUAAAACAGCCGCGGUGAAGAGGAAAACAAUCAAGCCAUGUCCGGCGAGUCAUAAAAUAAGGUACAGCUGAAUGAUAUGAAAUCUUAUGCUAUGGCAAGCAAAUGAAAAAUAAAUCGAUAACAAUCGAUAGAUAGUGCGAUUCUUAUUUCGUGAUAUUUAAAAGCAGUCAACAUUUUGACUAUGCUGAAUUAUUAAAAUAAUUAACAAAAGUGCAUAAUUGAAUUAGUAAUCGUGUGCACGUGUAUGUAUUGCGAGGUUCACACAUACACAUAUGAAUAGUAUAAAAAAAAGUAUAGAACUGUUUCCAAAAAAAAGAAUAAAUACUCUAAGAAAGCUACUUUAGU
Messenger RNA from Ceratitis capitata (Mediterranean fruit fly), 13642 nucleotides. RefSeq lists its product as uncharacterized. Gene Ontology annotation, cellular component: chromosome; nucleus. Gene Ontology annotation, molecular function: chromatin insulator sequence binding. Bases 1372 to 13368 code for a protein of 3998 amino acids. The record is from RefSeq and is a predicted model, not a curated record. The transcript has 7 exons. Lineage: Eukaryota; Metazoa; Arthropoda; Insecta; Diptera; Tephritidae. Gene Ontology annotation, biological process: regulation of transcription by RNA polymerase II.